Messenger RNA from Cariama cristata (Red-legged seriema), 692 nucleotides. It is a transcript of the gene PSMA7, whose product is annotated as proteasome (prosome, macropain) subunit, alpha type, 7. The record is from RefSeq and is a predicted model, not a curated record. The transcript is spliced from 5 exons. The annotation marks the transcript as partial. Lineage: Eukaryota; Metazoa; Chordata; Aves; Cariamiformes; Cariamidae. Gene Ontology annotation, cellular component: proteasome core complex; nucleus; proteasome core complex, alpha-subunit complex.
AAUACACUGUCAUUUCAGGGCUGACGGCUGAUGCCAGAAUAGUUAUAAAUAGAGCUCGUGUGGAGUGUCAGAGCCACAGACUUACAGUGGAGGAUCCUGUCACUGUGGAGUACAUCACACGUUACAUUGCUAGUCUGAAACAGAGAUACACACAAAGCAACGGUCGCAGACCUUUUGGUAUCUCUGCUCUUAUUGUGGGAUUUGACUUUGAUGGAACCCCGCGGCUGUACCAAACUGAUCCCUCUGGUACAUACCAUGCUUGGAAGGCUAAUGCCAUUGGCAGAGGAGCGAAAUCUGUGCGUGAAUUCCUGGAGAAAAACUAUACUGAUGAAGCCAUUGAAACGGAUGAUCUGACCAUUAAGCUUGUCAUCAAGGCUCUUCUUGAGGUUGUGCAGUCUGGUGGGAAGAACAUUGAGCUGGCGGUCAUGAGGCGAGAACAGCCGCUGAAGAUCCUAAACCCUGAAGAAAUUGAGAAGUAUGUUGCUGAAAUUGAAAAAGAAAAGGAAGAAAAUGAAAAGAAGAAACAGAAGAAAACCUCAUGAUGAAUGAAAUUCAGCUGCUUAGCUGCUGCUUUUUAAUUCAAGUGAUGGGUUAUUCUGUAUAAACACCAUGUAGGCAUUCCACUUACUCAUACUGUGCCCCUCUUGAGACCUACAAUAAACAUACUGAUUUUUUUUUUAAAGCUGUUAUUU